Lepisosteus oculatus (spotted gar) is the source of this 4712-nucleotide messenger RNA. Lineage: Eukaryota; Metazoa; Chordata; Actinopteri; Semionotiformes; Lepisosteidae. The record is from RefSeq and is a predicted model, not a curated record.
AAUUGCUUGGUGAACUUCACGGGGCUCUCGUCUUCCAAAUUGAAUUCAAAGGCGGAUGUCGCGAAUUCGACGGGUUCACUUCAGUCCCGUAUUGGAAUGGAAACAGUACACUGAACAGAACAGAAAUGCGAAAAUAAUGUCAUUAGUGCGCAAGGAUCCAAAGCCUCCUGCACCUUUAAGGCGCAGUUUCUUGUAACACGACCUUUCCUCCUCCCUCUUGCGUGUAAAACGACCGCCGUCUGCCGUCGUUCAUGACGUUGCUCGAAUAGCUGCGAAUGGCGGGUGUUUCUUAUGUUAUAUGUUUAAAAAUUAAUAAUGCAGUUAUUUAAAAUACCUUUUUGUGUAUGCACUAGCGUCGGGUGGACAUUUCUUUAGAAGAUAGGAAGAUAAAUCUCGCUGCAUUUCCUGUGUGUGGGUGCAUGCACAUUGAAACACCUGAAACGGACACCAACUGAGUCAUGCAGUAGCUCUCCAUGCUGUUUCUCUAUAUUGAAAGUUUGUAGCCUAUUGAACUGGACUUGUAUCUUUAAAAAGGGAUUACGCGCUUGAAAGAACUUUGUGCGCUUAGCUCACCUUUUCUGUAAUCGUGGAACAUGUGCAGUAUUUUGCACAGGACAGCACCAUGAAUUUAACAUAAAGUAUAGGGCAAUGGCCUCGAACUAGAUUUUGGAAUUGGGUACUUUGAUUUGUGGGUUUUUUUAUAUAGUUUAGCUUUUAAACUUCUUUUUAUGUAUAAAGAUCAUAUCGCGCCGCGUGGUCCGUUAACGUUGUGCUUUUAUUUAAAGCAAAAAAGCACUUUAGAAAAAAAAAAGGAAAUGGCGAGUGCAACGGUACUUUCAUUGAUUGUGUUAAUGGUUUUAUUUUAUGAUCCGAUAUUUUGUUCGAGUGCCUCUAAAUUGAAUAUCCCAAAGGUCUUGUUGCCUUUAGCCAGAAGCACCAAAAUAAAUUUUACCUUGGAAGCAACUGAAGGAUGUUACAGAUGGUCUUCCACCAGACCGGAGGUAGCCAGUAUUGAUGCUGUUGAUCUCGAUGAACGCCAGUGUUCCCAAAGAGCCAUCCUGCAGGCACGCUCCUCCCAGCUUACCAGACUCACCAGUAUUAUUAUUGCGGAGGAUGUUUUGACUGGUCAAGUCCUACGCUGUGACGCUAUUGUGGAUGUUAUUAGUGAAAUUCAGAUUGUCUCAACCACUCGGGAACUACACUUGGAAGAUUCUCCCUUAGAACUGAGGAUUCAUGCACUGGACUCUGAAGGAAAUACUUUCAGUACAUUGGCAGGGCUGGUUUUUGACUGGUCCAUAGUGAAAGAUGCAGACACUGCUAGCUUCUCAGAUUCCUAUAAUGCAUUACGGGUACUCAAGUUCUCAGAAUCUACAUAUACUCCCCCAGCCUACAUUUCAGAGAUGGAGAAAGUGGGCAAGCAAGGAGAUAUUAUUUUGGUGUCGGGAAUAAAAACUGGAAAUUCCAAAAUAAAAGCGAAAAUACAGGAGUCAUUGUACAAGAAUGUGCCAGCUGCAGAAGUCAGACUCUUAAUCCUAGAAAACAUACUUUUGAACCCGGCAUACGAUAUUUACUUACUUGUGGGUACUUCUAUUCAAUAUAGGGUACAGAAGAUUCGUCAGGGAAAGAUUACAGAGUUAGUGAUGCCAUGUGAUCAGUAUGAACUGCAGCUGCAGAACAGCAUCUUAGGACCAGAUGGAGAUGUGAGGAUACCUGUGGCCAAACUGGACAGAGCAACAUCGACUGUAACAGCGCUCCAGCGUGGACAGACCAACAUAGUUCUUGACCACAAGAGUCUUCGUAUGCAGGGAGCAUCUAGAUUGCCAAACAGCACGUUGUAUGUUGUGGAGCCAGGAUAUUUAGGGUUUAAAAUCCAUCCAGGAGACAGAUGGGUCCUUGAAACAGGAAGAACGUAUGAAAUUCUCAUUGAAGUAUUUGACAAAUCAAGCAAUAAGGUCCAUUUGUCAGAUAACAUCCGGAUUGAGGCAGUCUUUCCAAAGGCGUAUUUUAAGAUAUUAGAGUCCUCCUUCAAUGGUUCAUAUCAUCAUGUGAAGGCUUUGCAAAAUGGCCAAACUGUAAUAGAUGCUGCACUUACAUCUGUUGUGGAUCAGGAUGGUGGUGUUCAUGUUUUUUCCAUUCCAGUCCGUAACCAACAGGAUGUCGAAAUUUAUAAUCCCAUAGUUCUUACUCCAAGAAUUUUAACAUUCCCAUGGCAACCCAAAAUAGGAGCGUACCAGUACACAAUAAAGGCAGAUGGAGGGAGUGGAAAUUUUACCUGGUCCUCAUCCAACCAAGACGUUGCAACAGUGACUGUCAAAGGAGUUAUGACGACUGUCAGCGAUGUGGGAGUCAGUGUUGUUCAGGCACAUGAUGUACAGAAUCCUCUACAUUAUGGAAAGAUGAAGGUCUAUGUGAUAGAACCAGUGGGAAUGGAUUUUAUUCCGUGUCAAGUUGAGGCUCGUGUGGGUCAAACCCUGGAUCUGCCUCUCAGGAUAUUUGGGCUUCUCAGCGUGGAGACGGGGGAGAAGGUAACACUCAGUGACUGCUCCCAUUUUGAUCUGGUUGUAGAAGUGGAGAACAAAGGUAUCUUCAAGUUCCUGGAAGGGAGGUUGAAACCAGGCCAGGAUUACUGCAGUGGAGUGAGAGUACAGGCUUUGGCAACUGGUGACACAGUGCUGCUGGUCAGUUACACGCAUGGCCACCUUCACUUAAGUGCUAGAAUUACCAUUGCGGCCUAUCAACCUCUUAAAGCAAUUGAUCCAGUGUCUGUUGCGCUGGUCACACUUGGCUCCUCUAAAGACAUGCUCUUUGAAGGAGGACCGAAGCCCUGGGUGCUGGAACCCUCCAAGUUUUUCAGGAACCUCACAGCUGAAGACCCAGGGAGUGUGGGCCUGGCUCUCUUUGGCCCUGCGUCGAGGAACUACUUCCAGCACUGGGUCAGAGCAACGUGCAGGGCGUUCGGCGAACAGGUCCUCGCCGUGACCGUUGGGAACCAGCCCAGUUUGACGAACCCCUUUCCUGCAGUGGAGCCCGCAGUUGUGAAGCUCGUGUGCGCUCCCCCUUCCCGGCUCACUUUAGUUCCCGUCUACACCAACCCCCAGCUCGACUUGUCCUGUCCGUUGCUACAGCAGAACAAGCAACUGGUACCUGUUUCCAACUACCGGAAUCCUGUGUUGGAUUUGGCGGUCUACGAUCAGCAAGGGAGAAAAUUUGACAACUUCAGUUCAUUAAGUAUUAUCUGGGAGUCAACAAAGGUUUCUUUAGCAAGUAUAGAACCAACCAUGCCCAUGGAACAGCACAUUAAGGAAGAUGGAAACGGACAGAAAAAACUUCAUGGUCGUCAAACGGUGCUUGUCCAUCGGGAAUCUGGGGUCACUGCUAUUACAGUAACCGCCAUUGGAUACCAGGCCUCACACCUCAGUGCGGCCAGGGUGCAGAGUCUGUAUGAUCCUCUCACAGCAGUAUCAGCCACUCUUGAGCUCUUGCUGGUGAAAGAUGUACAAGUUAGUCCUGAAGCCAUCACUAUAUAUAACCAUCCUGAUGUGCGGGCAGAGCUUGCCCUCCGUGAAGGAUCUGGCUAUUUUUUUGUUAACACAAGCAUUGGCGGUAUUGCGAACAUAGCCUACCAAGAAUCAAGAGGAACUGCAGAGGUGCUGCCCAUUCGCCCAGGGAUUCUUCAAGCCAUGGUUCAUGAUCUGUGCUUGGCUUUCCCAGCUCCUGCUAAAGCCUCCAUCCACAUCUCGGAUAUCUUUGAAGUGUACGUCCGAGUGGUUGACAAGGUAGAGAUUGGAAAGUCGGUGAAAGCUUAUGUUCGAGUCUUGGAUGAUAACAAGAAACCCUUCUUGGCUAAAUAUUUUCAUUUCAUGGAUUUAAAACUAAAAGCUGCAUCUCCGAUAGUUUCUUUGUUGCCCCUUUCUGAAUCUUCUGAAAACGACACGGCAACCUUUCUAGUCCAGGGCUUAACAAUAGGACAGACGAGUCUGGCUGCUGUAGUGUUGGACAAAAGUGGAAAACGAAUCAGUUCUGCACCACAGCAAAUCGAAGUAUUUCCACCUUUCAGACUGAUACCAAGGAAAGUUACCCUGAUUAUUGGUGGAAUGAUGCAGAUUACAUCUGAAGGAGGACCUCAGCCUCAGUCCCAUAUAAUUUUUUCCAUCGGGAAUGAGAAGAUUGCUUCAGUAAAUAGCAAUGGUCUCACCAGGGGGAUUACUGUUGGAAAUGUGACCGUGACUGGAGUGGUGCAAGCUGUAGAUGCAGAAACUGGGAAGCUUGUUAUUGUGUCUCAGGAUCAAGUACACGUGGAGGUUUUGCAGUUGAAGGCAGUUAGAAUCCGUGCACCGAUCACAAGAAUGAAGACUGGUACCCAGAUGCCCGUGUAUGUAAUGGGAAUAACCAGUAGCCAGACUCCAUUUUCAUUUGGGAAUGCCCUUCCUGGCUUGACAUUCCACUGGUCUGUCACAAAGAGGGACAUUCUGGAUAUUCAGACUCGGCAUUCUGAGGCAUCUUUGCAGCUCCCAGCAGAAAACAAUUUUGCUAUGAAUGUAUAUGGGAGGACAAAGGGAAGAACGGGCUUGAAAGUUGUGGUGAAAACUGUCAGUCCUGCUUCUGGGCAUUUGGAGGGCAAUGUACCGGAGCUCUCUGACGAAAUACAGAUUCAGGGCAUCCUUUCCACUGUUCACCACGGCCCAGAUCCCGUCAAACACGUCAGAAGGUAG